This is a messenger RNA of Labrus mixtus (cuckoo wrasse), 1719 nucleotides long. It is a transcript of the gene dusp29, whose product is annotated as dual specificity phosphatase 29. Gene Ontology annotation, cellular component: cytoplasm. Lineage: Eukaryota; Metazoa; Chordata; Actinopteri; Labriformes; Labridae. Gene Ontology annotation, molecular function: protein tyrosine/serine/threonine phosphatase activity; MAP kinase phosphatase activity. The coding region runs from base 489 to 1100 and encodes 203 amino acids. Gene Ontology annotation, biological process: negative regulation of MAPK cascade; protein dephosphorylation. The record is from RefSeq and is a predicted model, not a curated record. The transcript is spliced from 4 exons.
GGAGCUUACACGGUUUCUUCCCCGUGUCUGAAGAUAUGCAGCAAAGGCAAAAAGAGACUGACAAUUUUCAAGGAAUCUCUCAUACGGCUGGGCAAAAAACUCAGAGUGUCCUGUUCCAUCCUGUGAAUUUGGGUAUCCUUUGGCAAGUGCAAAGUUUGGAUAAGCACGGCUUCCUGCCAGCAGCAGAGAUUAAAGUUGUGUGUUUAGAAGAGGAUGGCAGGGACGGGCUGGGUGGAAGUUUUCCCCACAGGCAGGGAACGUGGCAGCUAAGGUCAGGGGCCCGCCACAUCACAGCCCUAAAAAUAUCCCCGCAUUUGAUGCCCCGUCACAGAGCGGUUAUACAAUCUGCGCCUGCCAGAAUUAAACCGCGUCAAUGUUCUGCCUUUAAGGACGGCUUCACAACAAGCUGCCAGGAUGAUGAAAACACAAAUUUCAAGUAGCAAAAUUAAGCUAAUAAAUCAUGUGUGAAAGGAAGCCACAGUGAGAAAAUGGCUUCUCACAAGUCAAAGACCGGCACAGAGAUAAAUGUAACAAAGGAAUCCAGUCCAGUGGAUGAAUAUGUUACACCUGGGGGCUAUGAGCUGGAGAAAAUCCUUAACCGUGGGAGUGUGGCUUACACUCAUGUCAACGAGGUCUGGCCAAAUGUCUACAUCGGGGACGAGGAAACUGCAAAGGACAAGUAUAAUCUGAAGAAGUUGGGGAUUACCCACAUCCUGAAUGCAGCAGAGGGAACGUGGAACAACGUGGACACUGGAGCUGGUUACUACACUGGCAUGGACAUCGUCUACUAUGGCGUCGUCGCAGAAGAUAUCACUACAUUUGACCUCAGCCAGUAUUUCUUCUCUGCUGCUCAGUUUAUAGAAGCAACACUGAGCAAUCCUCAGCAUAAACUGCUGGUGCACUGUGUCAUGGGAAGAAGCCGUUCUGCCACGCUUUUCCUUGCCUACCUCAUGAUCUGCAAAAACAUGACGGUGGUUGACGCCAUCGAGCAUGUGAAAAACCGCAGAAGGAUCAUCCCCAACUGGGGCUUCCUGAAACAGUUGAGAGAGCUGGACAUGCAUCUGCUGGAAAAAAGGGAAGACUUCACAGAGAAGAGCUGAUUUUAAGAGCUUGUCAGGAGAAGCCUCGGAUUGAAGUUUGGUUUCAGUACGGUUUCAGAGACAAGUUUCAUUCUAGGGCAACAAAGUCUGGUAAUUUACACAAGUCUAAAUAAGGUCAAACAGUAAAACAAGUUAAAGUGGCGUCUCACUUUUAUAAGAUACAAUUUCAAAGUCAUUUUUGGCAAGCCCAAGUUCUGUCACAAGUCUUUUGGGACAAGUUCUUGUGUAAGUACCAUUCCCAUCUGCCCUUUUCCAAUACAAGUUGUACAAUUCAAGAUAUUAGUCACUUUAGACAAGUCAUAAUUGAGUCACAGGUCAAUUGAGAACAGUUUAGAUCAGAAGACAUUUGAGUCAAGUACAAACCAGUCACAAGUCAUCCAAGUUUCUGUUAAGUAUCAGAGAAUAUUUCAAACCAAAUAUCAAGGAAUUGAGAAUGGUCUAAAUUCAUCUCAUGUCAUUGAAGUUUCACAGUCAUUUGAGAUAAAUCCAGUUUAGGUCUGAAGCACUUUGAGACAAGUCAAAGUCACAUCUUUAGUCAUUUGAGAACAGAAGAAGACAAACAAAAGUCAUUUAAUUUUAGACAAGUUCCUGUACAGUAAAUUUAGGACUCAAGCCAUAU